AUGGAAAAAUUCCAGACUUCCAUGCGCAAACGGCUCUACAGCUUGCCGCAAAACAUUGCGCAAAAACCUUUUGUAACUGACAGUGAAGGGGACACCUGGGACAAGGACACUAAGAAGAAAAGUAUUCGACUAAAACAUUUAUCCUCUCCUUCUCCUGCAAGCAGUUGCAGGAGCAUUGAGGAGGCCAGGAGCGAAGAUUUGGAAAGGGACGUUACUGUGAAGACCAACUUGAAUGGGGACUGUCGCUUUUUCAGAAGCAGCAUCUCUUCCAUCACCGGACGGCAUCUUCCCGGGUCAGAUUCAGCGGAGCAACGGCGCCUCAUCCCCGAGGUUGAUGCAGGUGUCAGUGAGAGUUUCCCCGUUGAGCACGGCCCAGGGGCCCAGCAACGAGCGGCUGAAGGGCUGAUUGGCGUUGCCGGGCAGCCGUCAGUGUUUGACCAGUCAAGUUUUAUCAAGUUGGAGGGUACCGAACAAAUAAUACCUGAAGAUGAGCGGCUGUACCAAGCCGGCUUCAUGCACCGGCAGUUUGGGGCGAUGCUCCAGCCAGGAGUCAACAAGUUCUCCCUGCGGAUGCUGGGGAGUGAGAGGGCCGUAGAGCACGAGAGGGAACGUGUGAAGUCUGCGGGCUUCUGGAUAAUCCACCCCUACAGUGAUUUUAGGUUCUACUGGGAUUUGACAAUGCUGCUGCUGAUGGUGGGAAACCUCAUCAUCAUACCUGUGGGCAUCACCUUCUUUAAGGACGAGCACACACCGCCCUGGAUUGUCUUCAAUGUAGUAUCAGACACCUUCUUCCUUAUGGACCUGGUCCUCAACUUCCGCACAGGCAUCGUCAAGGAGGACAACACUGAGAUCAUCCUGGACCCGCAGCAGAUUAAGAUCAAGUACCUGAAGAGCUGGUUCGUGGUGGACUUUAUCUCCUCCAUACCUGUGGACUACAUCUUUCUUAUUGUGGAGACACGCAUCGAUUCAGACUUUUACAAGACAGCGCGGGCCCUGAGGAUCGUCCGCUUCACAAAGAUCCUCAGUCUACUGCGGCUACUGCGCCUCUCCCGGCUCAUUCGCUAUAUCCACCAAUGGGAAGAGGUUUUCCACAUGACGUAUGAUCUUGCCAGCGCAAUGGUGCGUAUCAUGAAUCUGAUUGGCAUGAUGCUGCUGCUGUGUCACUGGGAUGGCUGUCUGCAGUUCCUGGUUCCCAUGCUGCAAGACUUCCCUGCAGACUGCUGGGUCACAAGAAACAAGAUGGUGAAUGACACGUGGGGUCAACAGUACUCUUACGCCUUGUUCAAGGCCAUGAGCCACAUGCUGUGCAUCGGGUACGGGCUGUACCCCCCUAUCGGCAUGGCUGAUGUGUGGCUCACCAUCCUCAGCAUGAUUGUUGGAGCUACCUGCUUUGCUAUGUUUGUGGGGCAUGCCACUGCUCUCAUUCAGUCUCUGGACUCUUCGAGGAGGCAGUACCAAGAAAAGUAUAAACAAGUGGAGCAGUACAUGUCCUUCCACAAGCUCCCUGCAGACAUGCGCCAGAGGAUCCAUGACUACUACGAGCACCGUUAUCAGGGCAAGAUGUUCGAUGAGGAGAGCAUUCUGGAGGAGCUGAAUGAGCCACUGCGGGAGGAAAUCAUCAACUUCAACUGUCGCAAACUGGUAGCCUCCAUGCCGCUGUUUGCCAACGCUGAUCCCAACUUUGUCACCUCCAUGCUGACCAAACUGCGCUUUGAGGUCUUCCAGCCAGGCGACUACAUCAUCAGGGAGGGAACCAUCGGCAAGAAGAUGUACUUCAUCCAGCAUGGCGUUGUCAGUGUCCUGACCAAAAGCAGCAAAGACACCAAGCUGACCGAUGGCUCCUAUUUUGGAGAGAUCUGCCUGCUGACCCGAGGCCGGAGGACAGCCAGUGUGCGAGCAGACAACUACUGCCGGCUCUACUCUCUGUCUGUGGACAACUUCAAUGAAGUGCUCGAGGAGUUUCCUAUGAUGAGGAGAGCGUUUGAGACUGUAGCUCUCGACCGCCUGGAUCGUAUUGGGAAGAGGAACUCUGUUCUACAGCAUAAAGUCCAGCAUCACCAAAGUUCUGGCACACUAAACAUUCACGAAACAGAGAUGAUCCAAAGAAUUGUGCAGCAUGACCGUGACAUGGCCCAAUGCACACAGCUGAUCCAAACCAGCACUGCGCCAAGUUUAAACCCUCCCCCUUGUCCUCCAUCACCCACCGCUGUCAUUUGGACCCCGCUGGUUCAGGCCCCUCUUCAGGCUGCUGCUGCCACCACACCACUGGCUCUGGCCCUAGCCCAUCACCCCCAGCUGCCUCCCAUUCUCUUCCACAAUCCUCUGGCUCCAGGUUCUGGUUCUGUGAAGGACCACACCACCCAUUCAAAGAAGGUGCACAUUGGAGCGAACAACUCCAGUAGCUGUGGUUCAGGGGCCGGUUCUCCUGCCAGCCCCGCCAAAUUUAGGUCUCUGGUUGAGACUCCAACCUUGGGGUUUCACGGACCACAUGUCUCCACUGGACCUGUGUCUCCCACUCUGACAUCUAGGCCCAUUUUUACCAGUAGCCUGCAGCCUGUCACCCCUUUUCCCACACACCAGCCUUUUACCUAUCCAUCUCACUCUGGCAUGGCCCCAGUUUUUCCCGUCAGUCAGACCACCGUCCCCUACACCUGCUCCACUCAGCUCCACUCCCAGCCCUUCCACGGUGCAAUGACCACUCCACCACAACCGUUAAGCUUAUUCCAACAGGGGGCACCAGGGAGGCUGGCAGGGAGAUUCCCAGCUCCCACCAUUAGCCCUCUGAUCUGCAGCUCAGUUAACCCCAUACUGAGCCAGCUGCAGCAGACCUCUCAUGGCUCCAUUCAGCAGAUGGGGUUUAUUCACAACAGAGCCAGCAGGACAUCUAGUGAUGUGAGCCUCCCACACUUUCCCAUCCUCACCAACACUCAGUCUUCCACUGGAUUUAAUCAGUCAGCAUCUGUAGGUGGAGCUGGAGCUGCAGCCUCUUUAGCCCAGCACACUCUAGCUGGACUCCAUUCUGUUUUCCUCCCCCAGGUUCUCCCCGAGCAUUCGGCCCUUGCCUCCUUGGCUCAGUAUGGCUCAGCCGAAGUCUCGCCUUGCUACACCCCUCCUGUACACAGUCCUAGUACACAGAGCCCUGUGAGAGGAAGGACAGUUUACCACAGUGAGCUCCCCUGCACCCUGAGCGCUCACAGCUCUCUUACCCUUCAAACCUCUUACCCUGCUAGGGUGGCAUCCCCCCUGAAAGAGACGGCUGUGUCCUCUGCAGAUAUCUUUACCCAGGAAAUAAAGACUAUCUCAGGCUCUUACAGUUAUAUGCACCAGGAAAGGCCUUUGGUUAUGAGUGGCUCCUCCGAGGAAGCAGCAGGGGCUUUCUCCUCUCCCAUGGCUGUCAGUAAACCCUACACUGCAAUCCCAGGUCAAGCCACUCCUGUCAGUCAGACACAUUCAGGGCCUAAAUCUCUGAAUCCGUCGGCUGAUGUUCGAUCUCCUCUUGCUGAAUCUCCUGCUAAAAUGUUAGAGAACGAACACAAACAAAACAAACUUCCCUCGAACUUGUGAGUUUCACACACUGUUCUUUAAUGCCUGAAGUAUUGGGGGGGUUACCCCCUUGUUGGCUUUCUUUUAAACACCACUAUGUUCAGUCUUAAUGGGGGGGUUAUUCCUAUCAGACUGAAGGUCAGUGGUUGUAUUUGUAAUAAGAACAAAUGAAUCUUGAUGGCUUGACAAUUACAGAUAGUUGUUUUCUACAGAUUAUUGAGUCUUUGAAUAUGAUGAUCCAAAUUUAUUGAUGGGUAUAAAGUAUUACAAACACCUCAUAAAGAUAUCACUUGUUCUAUAUAUUAUAUUCUAACCUCACUCUGUGAUUAGUUGUUUUUGUUUUAAUCCUUGUUGUCCAUGCUACUUUGUAUAACUGUUUAGCUACAUCUGUUUAGUUAGAAAAUUGUCCCUAAGUGUACUGAUUUAUUAUUGAUACCAAAAAUUGCUGUCUUCUGUUUAUAUCCUUUCUGGGGAGUGCUGGAAUUGUUGUCUGAAUGCAAGGCAAGCCCCUCAGAGAUGGGACAAACUGCACUUAGCUUGUUUCAGAGAUCAGCCCAGUGCUUUGGUUUGAUGAUGGCAUGUCUUCCAAGAUAGCUUUUCAGCAAUAUUGCACACCCAAAUGGGUCACACACAUCAGAUCGCAUUAAGAACUUUGUAAUUAAUGUAGCGUAACGUUUGUCUGUCUGAGUGGGAGUAGCGGGAUUCAUUUGAAUGUGUCAAAAACAAAGGUGAUUAUGGUUAUCUGUAGGAACACCAGGCGAGUUGCACAAUGCAUGCCAACUCAUUUCAGUUUGGCAGUAACUUUGGUACAGAAAAUCCACAUAAACCGAGGGGUGUGUGCCAUUAGCAUAGUAUGCAAUAAUGUUUUUUUUUUUUUUUUAAUAGGCUUAUAAAGGUACUGUGAACUGAAGCACUUGUGUAUAUAAGUGAGAUUCUGAGUUUACUUAGAACUCAUUAAAUAAGGGAAUUAAAGUAAGAACAAGCAAUUGUGGAUAAUCAAACAUCCUGAAACCAGCGAUGCACUAAGAUUGAUGUGAAUGUUUCUUGCACCAGUCAAAGGGCUAAAAGCAGUUACUUGGACACAUGUUUAACAUGAAACCCUGACGGGUCAUAUUGCUGCAUAUUUACCUCUUUUAUUAUACAAUGUUUGAUUGUAAAAUUUGGCAUCGGUUGUUGAACAAUUGCUGCUUUGUCAUGCUAUGCUGAAUCAAAAGACUGCUUUUUAAAACCACUCUUACACCCUUCUACAUGUAAAUGUGUUUAGAUGAUAAGUUUCUCUUUCUGAACCUGCAGCUGGUGACAAACUGUGAGCAAACAAGCCGGUCAGUGUGUCAGAGCUUCUGAGUGUCCUGUCCAGUGGUUUUAGCUGCCUGGUUAUUGGACAUUGGUUUGUUGUGACUCUGCACCCCAUCUCACGAAGAAAGACACUCUCAGUCACCAGCCAGCCACUGCCAGUGAGCUCAAUCAGUCCUUCAUUAUUAUUCUCCUCCAACCAGCAGCAUCAGCUGAGCUUAAGUUUAGGUUUAUGUUGAGUAAGUUCAUUUUAAAGUUGUGUUAAGAAGACAAGAUGUAAAUUUUUCAACCAUUUAUUAGUUAAUUUCUCAAUUUUGUUGCCUUUUAACCACCAUAUGUGAUGAUUUAAUCUCCUGUAUGUCAGGCACAUUUUAUUUUAGCUACUGAAUUCAAUGCAAUAAAAUAACAU
This is a messenger RNA of Melanotaenia boesemani (Boeseman's rainbowfish), 5245 nucleotides long. RefSeq names its product potassium/sodium hyperpolarization-activated cyclic nucleotide-gated channel 3-like. The transcript is spliced from 8 exons. Gene Ontology annotation, cellular component: membrane. Bases 1 to 3564 code for a protein of 1187 amino acids. NCBI's taxonomy places the organism in Eukaryota, Metazoa, Chordata, Actinopteri, Atheriniformes, Melanotaeniidae. The record is from RefSeq and is a predicted model, not a curated record. Gene Ontology annotation, molecular function: voltage-gated potassium channel activity. Gene Ontology annotation, biological process: potassium ion transport; transmembrane transport.